Molecule: messenger RNA, 7219 nt
Organism: Chiloscyllium plagiosum (whitespotted bambooshark)
Lineage: Eukaryota; Metazoa; Chordata; Chondrichthyes; Orectolobiformes; Hemiscylliidae
Product: metalloprotease TIKI2-like
Biological process (GO): negative regulation of Wnt signaling pathway
Cellular component (GO): plasma membrane; organelle membrane
Molecular function (GO): metalloendopeptidase activity; Wnt-protein binding
Source: RefSeq, a predicted model, not a curated record
CCUGAAGUGACAUGCUGACAUGCCGAGCUGUACCCGCCUUGCUCCGCCUGUUCAAAUAAGAGGCAGCAGCCGAGCGCAGCGUGUGAUGGGCGAUCGCAUCGCGGGGUGGGCCCGCAGGAGAUGCUUUUGCAAACCUUCCCUCUCCCAUCCCGAUCACCUCAGCUCAGUUAGUGCAACCUUUUCAGGGGGGAGGAGGCUGCGCCGUGCUCCGGGGGGAGGAGGUGGCCAGCAUGGCGGCUUGUGGAGUUCACUUUCGCUCCGGUGAUUGUACCAUCCCGGAUCUGGGAGUGUGAGGAGCUGGCCUUUCCCCUCACUUCCCGGCACUGGACAGAAACCUUCCAAAAAAAUACACACUCACAGCAGCCAGGCGCAACAGUCCGAGAGAGAGAGAGAGAGGGAGAGAGGGGGAGAGAGAGCAACUCUGUGGAUGGAAGGCACGAUGCAGCCUCACGCCGGACUGCUCUGGGUUCUUGUGAGUUUGGUUGGACAGAGCGUCACCUCCAAAGGCAAUAAUCUCCGGGACACGGGACAAUGUGAGCUCCCCAAGUCGCAAACAGAAAUGAACUCGUUCCUCUGGACGAUCCGGCGAGAGCCCCCAGCGUAUUUAUUUGGGACCAUUCAUGUCCCUUACACCAGAGUGUGGGACUUUGUGGCGGAUAACUGUAAGCGGGCUUUCCGGGACAGCAACAGCGUGUACUUCGAGCUCGACCUGACCGACCCGUACACCAUCUCAGCCCUGACCAGCUGUCAGAUGCUGCCUCACGGGGAGAACCUGCAGGAUGUGCUGCCUGGCGACCUGUACCGCAGACUCAAGCGGCACCUGGACUAUGUGAAGCUGAUGAUGCCUCUGUGGAUGACUCCGGACCAGAGGGGCAAGGGGCUGUACGCGGAUUACCUGUUCAACGCCAUCGCCGGCAACUGGGAGAGGAAGAGACCCGUCUGGGUGAUGCUGAUGGUCAACUCGCUGACCGAGGCCGAUAUCAGAUCCCGAGGGGUGCCGGUCCUCGAUCUCUAUCUCGCCCAGGAGGCGGAGAGGAUGAAGAAAAGGACCGGGGCGGUGGAGCGGGUCGAAGAGCAAUGCCACCCUCUCAAUGGGCUCAAUUUCUCCCAGGUCCUCUUUGCUUUAAACCAAACUCUGCUGCAACAUGAAAGCCUCCGAGCCGGCAGUUUGCAAGCCCCUUACACAACAGAGGACCUCAUCAAACACUACAACUGUGGGGACUUGAAUGCUGUCAUCUUUAAUCAUGAUACAUCCCAAAUGCCUAACUUUAUCAACACCACCCUCCCGCCACAUGAGCAGGUGACAGCUCAGGAGAUAGACAACUAUUUCCGCCAGGAGUUAAUCUACAAGAGGAAUGAAAGAAUGGGCAAAAGGGUGACAGCUCUUCUGGAGGCAAAUCCAGAUAAAAGCUUUUUCUUUGCAUUUGGAGCAGGUCAUUUCCUUGGGAACAAUACAGUGAUUGAUGUCUUAAGGCAAGCAGGCUAUGAAGUUGAGCAUACACCUGCAGGACAACCAUUUGAACUGAAAAAAACAGAGAAAAGUGGAUUAUCUUCAGGUAGUUCAUCACUUCCAUCAACUUCUUCCGCUCCAGUCGAUUCCAUGGAAGAUUCCAUGCCACUUCCUUCUGAGACUUCUCCUAUUGAUUUAGAUGAUGACAUCAUUUCUCCUCACCUCCUGAUGCCAGACAGCCUUAGUCAAUUGGAAGAGUUUGGCCGCCAAAAGAAGCGACAGAAGAAGCUUCCCAAGCCACAGCGGCAACGACAGUUCAGUGACCUAUGGGUUCGCAUUGAAGAGAGCACAACAGUCACGCCAUCCAAUAUCAGAAUUAUCAAUGGUUACAUCACAGUGGAACCUGCGCAUGAACGUUCACAUCAAAAGGAGCAGCGUCCCACUUUCAACACUGCCUCUGUGGCCACAGCUUCAUCAGCAACUGUGCUCCUUGGGGGGGUAGUCUGUUUAAUCUGGAGUCUACUGUGGCCUUCCUGACCUUCUGCACAUGCAAUGUUAACCCAUGACUUUAAGAGAAAAACCCUUAAAAGGAAUUUCUGGUGUUAGCUGACGGAGCUUUUUGUCAUUAAAUAUAGGAAGUGCCUGUGCCCUCAGCUUGGUGGACCUCACAAGACUUAUUUGCAUCAGAACUAUCAUGUUCAUUGUGAUGAUGCAGGAGAAACUAAAAUGAGACUCAGAAACUCAAACAGCCAUAUGGUGACAGCAUCUUCUUUUUGUAGAAGGAUAUUUUCCCAUGAUGCUAUGGGACAUUGUAAAUUUACUUCUGAAAGUCUAUAUGUUCAAAUAAUGUAUAUUUAUUCCCCGUCGAAGUUAAUUUUUUUGUUACGUAUAUGACUCCAAAACAAAUGAAAAGUCCAGAGCUCUAAAAAGCUAUGAUUUAGUCUGUUCAAGGAAGGUUCAUAUUCUCCCAAUUGUCAACUUUUUGGUUAUAUUUAUUUGUUCAGAAAUGUAUUAGCUGAAGAUUCCUUCUGAGUCCCACUUUAAUGCCUUUAAUGAUUCAGCUAAUGUUCAGUUUAUCCUGCAGAUCUGAAGAUAACUGCAAGAUGUCUGGUCCUGUUCAUUCUUUUUAAAGCAGUGAUUCAUAAAGAAGAAUGGGAUGCUUUCCUGCAGAACCAUGGUUAGUAAGUCUCACAUCUGAACCUUAUAAAUAAGCAUGUCCCACAUCUAAAUGAAGACCUAUACUCUUACUGAGAUAACAAAGCUGAUAUUACAGAAGCGUCUGCCUCAUCCAGUCUAUUAAAGAUUAAAAUCACACUACAUCUGGGCACCCACAUUAUAUAUCGUUUCAUGCCUCUGCAACUAUAGUGGUUAAAAAAAGUUAAUUCAUAUUUACUGAGUUAAACCUACAUUGAAGAUUAUACAUACUAGCACGGAUGUCUUUUGGGGCAGUAGUUGAACCUGGAGCUUCUAGCUCAGAGAUACAAAUACCCACGAGGCCGUCUUGGCUGUGGGAGAAGCCUUCAUGAUGCAGUUUAAAAGUUUGAUCAGUCUGUGAAUCUUUCCAUCAUUUCACCGUUAUUCUUCAAAGGGAAGAGAUGUUUGCAUGAAGAUAGGAGAAGAAAACACAUGCAAACAAGUUUGGAUUCAUAGUAAGUUUAAGCUAGUUGAGAAAGAAUUUAUUUGUAUAUAGCACUUUUGAUGGCCUUGAGAUAUCUGAAUAUCCUUCACAGUCCAUGAAUUACAUAUCAAAUGUAAUCACUAUUUGUUAAUCAGGAAAUCACAUCAGCCAAUCUGCAGCAAGAGGAGGUUCGCAAACAUCACUGAAUUAAUCUGUUUUGAUGUUGUUGCUCGAAUGAUCAAUGCACCAUAGAGACUCCCAAGUUAUUUAAGUAAUAUCUUCAAUAACCAUAUGAAGAGUCAGAUAGGGCCUUUAACAUGUCAUCAAAAAGAUAAUACUGAGCAAUAUUAUAUUUCCUCAAUAGUUUAUACUUUAAUAUUACAUUGAAGCAUCAGCCUAUAUUGCAUGGUCAAGUCUGCAGUGGAACUUGAACCUUUGAGGGCCUCACUCAAGAAUGCUACCUACCACUAAGCAAAGCUAAAACUCAUAUAAUCCAGUGACUCUGACACUUUCAAGGGUACAUACAUCACCUGAUGUGAUACAAAGCUGUGCAGAAUAAUAUUGCAAAAACCGAAGGAACUACAGACGCUGUAAAUCAGAAGUAAAAACUGGAGUUACUGGAAAAGCUCAGCAGGUCUGGCAGCAUCUGUGAAGAGAAACCAGUUGAUGUUUUGGGUCUGCUGACACUUCGUUAUAACAGAAUAAUAUGAUCCCCCAGGUUUGACGUCUGAGCUGAUCUUGGCUGAGACUGCAAUAACAACACAAGUGGCCUCAACACCAGGAGAUAGAGAUAUUAAAAAUGACUGGAGUUGCUGAUGGUUAUCUUUGAACCUGCUGGAGAGUUCUUAUGGACUCCUCGGUGCUGAUGUUGUUUGUUAUUGUUUAAACUGAUAAGUGAAAUGUAGGUUUUUGCAUGAGGUACUGGAAAGCAGUUGGCUCCUUUGGGAAUGUACCAUAAUCUAAUCAGGAUCUUUAGGAUGAGUGAAGGGAAUAUAGAAUCUGAUGUUUAAAGCAACAGGCCCUGUGAUUGCUGAGUGUCCACACCCCAGCACCACUUGGUUGUAGUGAUUGGUUCCUCCACCAGGCCAAGACCUAAACCAGAAAUGCUCCCUGCAACUCCAGAGAUGGGAUAGAGAUGGGAUCUGCCAGCUCUGGAUUGGCUAGCAGCCCCUGCGUGGGCAUGUUGGCAACCAGAGCCCAAUCUGUGUCAUCUAUCCUUGCUAGGCAAACUUAUUCUGCCUGAGGCCAUCAGUGUGGGGGUUCAGGGUGUCUUCAUGAACUUUUCUGCUCAGUCCUGCCCUUACGGAAUUGAUCUUUUAUUUUUGGGUAGAUAUUUGGGUUUUAUAAAAGUAACAAGAGUUCUAUUGAAUCCGUACAAUGGUUUAAUAGCUCAACUUCAUGUCGGAUUUCAACUAUUAACUCUCGUUCUCUAUCUUGCAGACCUUAGAAUGCUGAGUUUCUCCUGGAUUUUCCAUGUUUGUUUCAAAUUUCCAGCAUUGGCAAUAAUUUGCUUUCAUACAAUUCCAACAGUUGCCCGGAACUCUCCUCAGAAAAUGCCUCAGUUCACAUGAGAGAUUGGAUAGAGGAGAAAGUGGUGGUAAACAUAAAAUUUUCCCACUAGUGAAAUUUAAAUAACACAACUAGCCAGCAUAUAUUAUGCACUGAAGAUUUGCUUUUGCAACUUACGGUAUAUUUACAAGAUUCAGUUUCAUUACAAUGAAAUCAUAUCUGUUUCAGACCCUUGGAAUACACUGAAUAGUUAGUGCAUUCCAUCAGUCUGUAUGGUUUCAAACAUCUCCAGAAUUCAAAGGUUGUUCUCUUUCUUCUUUAUGGUGGCACUUUUCUUACAGACAUUUCUUUCAGUUGAUAAGUACAUCUGAUAACCAUCACUUGAAGUCCAUUGCUAAUGCUCAAGAUUCAUCAUUACUUGAAGUAAUCGUAGGAGUGUUUAAAGGAGAUCUUUUUGUGAAUUGAUUUAGAACUGAAUUUUCAUUUUCUGUCAAAGCCAUGUUCCAUUUCACUGCCAUGUUAGAUCAUAAAAAUAUUUUCUGUGUAGAAGGUGCAUCAUUUGUUGUAAGUGAUGGCAGAUUAACUGCCUAGACCCAGGGAAAUUCUCUGCGAUGAACUAAAAUAGAUCAAAUUGAGCUGAAAUCGGCUAUUUCCUCCAAAGCUCAAAACAAAAUUUGGAACAAGUACUGCUGCAGAUGUUGAAUUACUGUGAUACAAUUUUGCAAAAACGUAAUUAGUCUGUGAUAUGGGAUUAUUACAUCAAAGUUAGAGAUGUCCCAAUAAAAAUUACGGCCUGACUGUACUGAACUCUUUGGAUUGAAAUCACCAAUGAUGUUCUUUGUCCUGCGAUGUAGAUCACCUGACUAUUAGCACUGGUGUAUAUGACUGCGGCAUGUGCACUCACAUGGACACCAUCUAUUCGACCUUCAUUAAUUCUCCUUUCUGUCAUAUUUUGUACUUCAUUAUUCAGUAUCUUGCUUUUUGCAUUUUAGCUUAAGUGAGAUUACCUCAUUCUUAAGGUACUUUCUGCUUCCUUGGUACAUGCCGGACACCUAAUGUGUAGGUGUUCCAGCGAGUAAGACAAGAAUUUUCUCAACUGUGAUGCCUCACUGAUUAUAAUAGUCUGCCAAAACUCUCCAUCAAAGAUCACACAAUGAAAAAAGGUCAACCUACAUGAAGUACUAAAAGGUUGCUACCACAACUGGAUCAAGGUCCCUGCAAUGCCUGGCUCUGCUGGGAAAGUCAGCACAAUUUGGAUUUCAGAAAAAGAUGAUUGCACAUCAAUUUGUCUUCCUUAGUCACAAAAAUGCAUAGUGAGCAUCCACUGGUUUGAUAUCCUGUGGUUGAUCAGCCAUCUAGGCCAAGUUAUUACUAAAGUGCUAUUACAGAACUUUUAUGUCCUCUUUGAUGGUAUUUAACACCAAUUCUGAACUUAACGUCGAAGAUUGUUGAGAGGAAAGGAGGUAUAAUGCCAAUGCUAUAUGGGAGCUUUACAAACUUAAGGCUGUUCCAGAUCAGUUUCUGAUUUUUUUUUAUGUUGAUGAGAGAGCCCAUUGCCUUUCUGUUCCAAUGACUUCUUUGGAGAUGAGUCCCUGCACUUUUUCCAUUGAUAAUUUUUUUUUUGAAUGUUACUACAACUGUAAACUGAUCUUAUGGAAAAGAACACACCUGUGUGCACACCAAACAGAAAAUGGGUUAUGAAUAAAUUGGUACACAUUAAGUUAUUACAGAAGCAAAAUAUUUUAUUUUUGUCAUCUGUUUUGGCAUUUUUGUAACAUACUUGACACCUUUCUCAGCAUACUGCUGUAAAAGAUUCUAUUAAUGUUAUUUUUUUCAGAAAUAUUAUUUUUUUAGUGUAAUGUAAUGCUGUAUUGUAAUAAUUUGGAAAAUGUAUUAGAGUAAUUGCAGUAACCAAGUCAAAUUUUUGCAAAGACAAGAUGGUGAAAAGAAAUGGAUUGACUCCAUAGUGAGGUUUUAAAGGCAGGAUCUUGUAAAUUUGAAUUAAUAUGUUUAUUAAUAAUUAUUAUUACUGAUUUAAACAUUUUAUAUUCUUGUAGAAAACCAGUACAGAUGCUCAUUACAGUAUCUUAUUUUAUUUUAGCUAUCUAUCCAUGGCCCUACUUACAUGGAGGUGUUUAGCAAUGACUUGUUGGGUCGUUGUAGUUUUUCUCACCUCUCUAUUUAGCCAGAAUUCAACAACUGGAAGAUUGUUACAUUUGGAGAAAUUUGGCCCAACAUAUGGAAAUAAAACUAAAAUAGGUUUGAAAAUGUUGCCUAAAGCAGCACCUAAUGUUAUUUGCAAGAAACCACAUAGCAGUUACGGGGUUCCAACAUCUGUGGAGAUAUUUGAUGCUAAUCUUUUUUAUCUCGUAAAAGAAAAUGUAAAUGGCAUUUUUGAUCUAAUUCGGGAAAUAUGUGAUUUUAAGCAGAGUGAUUUAUUUCAGGUGGAACGAUAAAUUAUGAGUUUCACACAUUCAUGUAAAUAAGGCCAUAGUUUGCAUUAAUCAAAUGAAUGUAGGAGCGUACCAAACCUGAAAUAGAAUUAUUUUGUUUACAAUUCUCACUUGGCUGUGCUUGCCACACAAUUGUGAAAUUUUGAAAAAAAGGAUAAUAUAAAGAGUCAAUAAAUCAUUAUAAUUUAA